This is a messenger RNA of Coffea arabica (coffee), 1662 nucleotides long. RefSeq names its product protein FAR1-RELATED SEQUENCE 5-like. The record is from RefSeq and is a predicted model, not a curated record. Gene Ontology annotation, molecular function: zinc ion binding. Lineage: Eukaryota; Viridiplantae; Streptophyta; Magnoliopsida; Gentianales; Rubiaceae.
AUGGGGCAGGAUGGGGCGCUUAAAACUCAUGACAUGGUACAGGAAACAGAGAACGGAAAAAUGGGGUUGGAUGUUUGCGGCAGGUUAAGGUCAUUUGACCUUAACCAAGAACCUGAGUGUGACCGAGACACAUUCAUUGAAGAAAGCGGUGGUUCAAUAGGAGGACACGAAGAUGAGGAGGCAAAUGAAUUGGUGGGCGCAAUAGGCGUGGAUGACGUAAUGAAAUUAACAUUUGACACGGAAGAAGAAGCUUGGGAAUUCUAUAAUUUGUAUGCGAAACUAAACGAAUUUGGAAUUCAUAAAAGUAAUGCCAAACGAGAUGCAGAUGGCAUUUCAAGAUUUAGAAAAUGGGUAUGUUGCUGUGAAGGUUAUAGGAAUGAAAAGUGGUUUAAUUAUGAAGACCGGAAAAGAGAAGCAAAACCAAUCACAAGAAUCGGGUGUGGGGCUUGCUUUCGCGUGAAAUAUGACAUAGAAUCGGUAAAGUAUGUGGUGACACGUUUCAUUAUGGAGUACAAUCACCCGCUGGCAUCAGAGGCAAAUGUGCAACACAUUAGGUCGCAUAGAAAAGUGAGUGAUGCAGAAUAUGCGCAGGCAAAAAGUCUAAAGUUGGUUGGGGCCAGAAUAUGCCAGAUAAUGAAACAUUUUGUUAUCAAAGCCGGAGGGUAUAGUAACGUGGGAUUUUGCAUUAAGGAUUUGUAUAACCGAAUGGACGAGGAACGUAGAAAAGAUAUUUUUAAUGGCGAUGCAGAAGGGGCACUUGGGUUCUUGGCAGCGAAGAAGGAUGCCGAUGACAUGUUCUUUUAUAAAUAUCAUGUAGAUAACGAAGGAAGAUUGGCAAGGUUGUUUUGGGCAGAUUCUAAAUCUCGUGCGGACUUCAGUGUAUUUGGAGAUGUAUUGGUGUUUGAUACAACAUACAAAACAAAUAAAUACCGCAAGGCACUAGUUGUACUUGCAGGGGUAAACAACCAUUUGAACAGUACUAUUUUUGGCUGUGCACUGCUAUCAGAUGAGAGGAUUGAAACAUAUGAAUGGGUGCUAAGUACAUUUGUAGAGGCUAUGAAAGAUAGAAAGCCAGUAGUAGUGAUGACAGAUGGGGACAGUGCAAUGCGAAGAGCCAUAAAGAAUCUUCUCCCGGAUGCUUGUCACAGGCUAUAUUCGUGGCACUUGCAUAGAAUUGCACGGAGUAAUAUUCGCUGCGAGGAGUUUAAUAACAGGUUCUAUAACCUGAUGGCGAGAAAGUGUAGCACUCUUGAGUUUGAGGAUCGGUGGGCUAGGUUGGUUAAUGAAUGUGGGGUGGUAGAGAAUGAGUGGGUGAAGAAGUUGUACCGUAGGAGAAGGUUAUGGGCAGAGGCCUAUUUACGCGGUCAUUUUUUUGCAGGUAUGAGAAGUACUCAAAGGUGUGAGAAAAUGAAUGCUUUUUUGAACGAGUACUUGAAUGAAAAAAUGCGACUAUAUGAAUUCGUUAGAAGUUUUGAUUUGGCAAUAGCAUGGCUUCGACAUACUGAGAGCAAAGCAGUUCACACAAGCGAAAACACAAAACCAGUCUUAACCACAAUCCUGCCCGAAUUAGAGGGGAGCGCAGCGGAGGUGUUUACAAGGAAUGUGUUAUUCAUGGUGAGGAAGCAUUUGAACAGGCAAGAACUUCUAAUUUCUGAGGGCUGA